UUCAGGUAGCAGGUAGCUGGUAGUACAAGGACAUUAUCGGGUAAGCGGGCACGCCCCUUUCCCAAAACGAUUAUGAAUUUAAGUUAUCCUUUCCCGUGUUCAGAAAAAUCGUAUAUAAACUGGUGCAAGAUCACCAGAGCUACAGUUGUAAGCUGCAAGCGCUCACAAGAACUACUAAGUAUUCUAAAUUAUUUCCACGAAGUUUCAACUUAAAUUAAAGAAGAACAAGAUGACUUUCUAUCAACAACCCGAUCAAGCAAAAAAAUUAUACUACUCCAAGAUGUGGAACGGCGACUACCGUCCAGAGAACGGUGUGAGCAGCUCAACGGCUGGACACAAGCCUAACAAUGGGAAUGCCAGGAAUGGUGUUCUGCAGCAGCAACGUCAACAAAAUCGACCACAACAACCACAGCAACAAAAUCGACCACAAAAAACACAACAACAACAUCGGCAACAGCAACAGCACUGGCCUCAGCAGAAGCCAGUCAAGCAGCUCGGCCUGACGUCCGCCAUCAGCUUGGCUGAGCCCAGUACUGAAGAAUUGCUGCAGACCGCUGAAUUAAACAAAGCUUUAGAACCAUUUGAUGUGUUCGAAACUCAAGCGGAGCUUAAUCAGCGCAUGCAAAUCUUAGCUAAGCUCAAUACGCUGGUCAAGCAGUGGAUCAAAGACGUCUCAAUAGCAAAGCAUGUGCCCGAGGCCGCUGCCGAAAAGUUGGGUGGCAAAGUCUACACUUUCGGUUCAUAUCGUCUGGGCGUACAUCAUAGAGGCGCCGAUAUUGAUGCGCUCUGUGUGGCGCCACUUUAUGUCGAACGCACGGAUUACUUCACCACAUUCUUUGAGUUGUUGAAGCAGCAAGCCGAAGUGACCGAGUGCCGUGCGGUGGAAGAGGCCUUUGUGCCGGUCAUAAAAAUGAAAUUUGAUGACAUUGAAAUUGAUUUGUUGUUUGCGAGUCUGUCGCUCAAGGAGAUACCGGACGAUUUCAGUUUGAGCGAUAAUAAUUUGCUGCGCAAUCUGGAUCCGCGUUCGGUGCGCAGUUUGAAUGGCUGCCGUGUGACCGACGAAAUACUGCAACUAGUGCCGAAUGUAGAGAACUUCCGCUUGACGUUGCGAGCGAUCAAGUUGUGGGCAAAAAAACAUGGCAUUUACUCAAAUUCGCUGGGAUACUUUGGUGGCGUGACAUGGGCGAUGUUGGUGGCGCGCACCUGUCAGCUUUAUCCGAAUGCUACGGCCGCCACGCUCGUGCAUAAGUUCUUUUUGGUCUUCUCGCGUUGGCAGUGGCCACAUCCGGUGCUGCUCAGACAACCCGAAAAUGUAAAUUUACGGUUUCCGGUGUGGGACCCACGUGUGAACGCUGCGGAUCGCUAUCAUCUGAUGCCCAUAAUAACACCGGCAUAUCCACAACAAAACUCCACAUUCAACGUGUUGGAGUCAACCAAAAAGGUUAUAGUUAAGGAACUCAACCGUGGCUUGUCCACGCUCGAUGAAAUUAUGCGCGGAAAUGCUUCAUGGAACCGACUCUUCCAGGCGCCAAGUUUCUUUUAUACAUACCGCCACUUUUUGGUGCUUUCAGCCUCCUCAACAACUGCUGCUGAUCAGCUGGAGUGGUGUGGCCUAGUCGAAUCGCGGAUACGCCUAUUGGUUGCUAAUCUAGAGCGCAAUGAACAUAUUUCAUUGGCGCGCGUGAAUCCGAAAUGUUUCGACUAUAAGAAGUGUGAUGCAAAGACGCAGAGUGAAAGUGGUACUCCAACAGCUUUCCAAGCACCAUUCUGCUCGAUGUGGUUCAUCGGCUUGGAAUUCGCAAGCGCUAAGAAUUUGAAUGUGAACCUUACAGCGUGUAUACAAACCUUCACUGACCAGGUCAUGCAGCAUGCGGCAAACAUAAAUAUGCUGAAAUAUGGUAUGCAACUUGACACGUGUCACGUGAAGCGUAAGGACCUCUCGCAGUAUUUGGAUAAGGAUUUUUUGAAACGCGAACGCAAAGCCAUGGAGCAACAUACGAAUUUUGAGAAUGCAAUUUCAGCGAAGGCCAAACGUUCGUCAUCCGAGAUGUCUUCAGAGGAAGAGGGUGGUAUUGCCAAGAAGUCGCGCUCUAGCGGAUCGGAAGAUAGUUCUUAGUUUUAUAUAUGUUUUGUAGAGGUAUAAAACGAACUAGAAAGAAAUGUAUUAUUGUUUAAUAUUACUAAAUUUCGAAAAAAAUAAUUUUGUUAACUCUUAUUAUUCGUGUGCAGUUGAAAUGUAUUUUUUCUAUAAAAUAUAUAUAUAAAAAUAUAAUAAAAAAAUGUUGUAAAUGGCAAACAAAUUAUUCAAAAUUUCAUCAUAUUAACCUGAUUUCAAAACCACAUUAAUAAAAUUAGAAAAAUAAAAUAAAAUGUUUUUAAAUAAAGUUUUUAAUUAAAUUUUCACAUU
Bactrocera dorsalis (oriental fruit fly) is the source of this 2407-nucleotide messenger RNA. RefSeq names its product poly(A) polymerase type 3. The transcript is spliced from 3 exons. Bases 230 to 2116 code for a protein of 628 amino acids. The record is from RefSeq and is a predicted model, not a curated record. Lineage: Eukaryota; Metazoa; Arthropoda; Insecta; Diptera; Tephritidae. Gene Ontology annotation, molecular function: RNA binding; poly(A) RNA polymerase activity. Gene Ontology annotation, cellular component: nucleus.